Messenger RNA from Ostrinia furnacalis (Asian corn borer), 4251 nucleotides. It is a transcript of the gene ZnT49B, whose product is annotated as solute carrier family 30 member 9. Gene Ontology annotation, molecular function: monoatomic cation transmembrane transporter activity. Gene Ontology annotation, cellular component: membrane; endoplasmic reticulum. The transcript has 12 exons. NCBI's taxonomy places the organism in Eukaryota, Metazoa, Arthropoda, Insecta, Lepidoptera, Crambidae. Gene Ontology annotation, biological process: transmembrane transport; zinc ion transport; intracellular zinc ion homeostasis. The record is from RefSeq and is a predicted model, not a curated record. The coding region runs from base 233 to 1975 and encodes 580 amino acids.
CUAAAAUCUGUCGCUUGUCGUGGGCAUAUUUUUUCUAGACUUAAUAAUUUCAAUUUUAUUAUUGAAUUGAAGGAAUUUAGCGGUGUUGUUUGCAGAGAGAUUUAAAAGUAUUACGUAGUUAAUUUUAAAACCUUUCUAUAUGAUGCAAUUAACUACCCCUUUAUAAUUAUAUAAAAUAUGUCCUGUUGAAAGAUUAUGCUUUAAUUCUACGAAAACAUAGAAUUACAGUAAAAUGUUACCCUCUAUUGCUAUCAAAUUCUGCUUUCGGAAACUGGGAAGGUGGCCUGAUCAAUUCAAAUAUGUGCAUAAAUUAUAUUUUGGAAAUAGAAGGCUGCAACAAGAGUUUUCGGUCGCCGACAAAAUAUUUUGCAGAUAUAUAAACACAUCUAUUCAUUUUUACGACAAGAGCAACGCUAAAGAUGCAAAAGAUUAUUCUGAAAACUCAUCCAUAAAAGAUGAACAUAAGAUAAUCAAACAAAGUGCCACUGGUGACAUAAUAGUUAAAACUGAAACUGAUGUUGAUAAAGUAGUCACCAAAGUUACUAUAGAAAAGUCACAACAAGAAACAACACCUCCACCACAACAGCCUACGCCUGCUCCAGUGAAAAAGAGGCUUUUAAUAGAUUUUUCGGCAUCUUAUACUGAGCGGAACUUCAUUACUCCAAUGCGUGCUAUGACAGAGUAUUUGCUCAAGCAGUCUGAUCUUGAAACCCUUCCUAAAGUUUUGAGGAGGUCACCUUAUGAAGCAGAGCCACCUAUAACAGUUUAUUAUAGAAAAGACGUUGAAGCCAAAGCCAUUGAGGUCUGGGGUUCAAAAGAAGCCUUAGAAAAGGAAUUACUAAGACGUGAGCUGGACAGGCGAAGAUAUGAGCAAGAUGUGUUCACUGUAAAAAGAAGGUUAAGAAAUUACAGACGUGAGAUGAGCCACAAACGCCUAAGACCUGAGACAGAGGAAUUGGGCUUAAAGACUAGAUCUGGUAGAGUAGUGCUCACUGCAAUAGGAAUAAAUGGAUGCAACUUUUUGUUCAAACUAUGUGCCUGGUUCUAUACUGGAUCACAUAGUUUAUUUUCGGAAUGUAUUCACUCACUUGCUGAUACAGUCAAUCAACUGAUUUUGGCUUAUGGUAUACAUAAAUCUGUGCAAAUGGCAGAUCCUGAUCAUCCAUACGGAUAUACAAAUAUGAGAUAUGUAUCAUCCCUAAUAUCUGGUGUUGGUAUAUUUUGUGUUGGAAGUGGAUUGUCAUUUUACCAUGGAGUCACUGGCAUUCUUGAUCCUCAGCCCUUACAUGAUUAUUUUUGGGCAUACUUUGUACUGGGUGGAGCAGUUGUUUCUGAAGGUGCAACAUUGAUGGUUGCAUUAAAUGCUGUUCGUAAGGGUGCAAAAGAAGCAAAUGUUCCUCUGUAUGAAUAUGUGAUGCGCAGCUCAGAUCCGUCUGUAAAUGUAGUGCUACUAGAAGACACGGCAGCGGUUGCUGGUGUGACCGUGGCCGCGUCCUGCAUGGCUAUAUCUCAGUACACUGGCAAUCCCUUGCCCGAUGCGAUCGGCAGCAUCCUUGUGGGCACCCUGCUCGGUGGCGUAGCCUCCUUCAUUAUCCUUAGUAAUGUUAAUGCACUAGUUGGCAGAUCCAUUCCUCAAGAACAGUUGGACGAGAUAAAUAGUGUUUUAGAGCGAGACUUCAUGAUUAGAGCCAUUCACGACGUGAAAGGCAUAGAUAUUGGAAGCAAUCUAAUAAGAUAUAAGGCUGAAGUGGAUUUUGAUGGAAGAGCACUUACACGAUCAUAUCUAGAAAAACAUGAUCUAAACCUGUUAUUAGAGGAUAUGAAAAAAAUCGAAACGAUUGACGAUGUCGAAGCCUUUCUUCUAAAACAUGGUGAAAACAUCGUGGACAUGUUGGGUGGUGAAAUAGAUAGAAUAGAGUUGAAAUUACGGAAAAAGUUCCCGCAAGUUCGUCAUUGUGAUUUAGAAAUUCUCUAAGGCACAGCUUCAUUCUAUUUAGUUAAGCGAGUACUUGGAGAAGUCAAGAAUAAUAAUACGUAUUUAAUAUUUUUUCUUAAAUUUUAAGUACCAAGUUACACAGCACUGUUUUUCUAAUGGAUAUGCUGGAACUUGACAAGUUAUUAUUUACACAAACAUUGUGAUGUUACUUUGCUCGGAAGCUCAACAUAAACAUUUAAAAAGUACCUACUCGAGCAUAGAUUUAAUCCUGUGAUUCGUUAAUAAUUUUACUAAUGACAGACUUGAUAUCCUUGAAUUCAGCAGAUUCAUUUAUACGUGCUGGCUGGACAGGCCGUAUCCGAAAUGACACUCAAAAUGCCUUUCUAACUCGAGUACAGAUUCAAAUCUAUGAAUGAUUUAGACCUAGCUACAGUCAAGUGACGAUUGCUUGCAUGUUGCGUAAAAUUAAUCAAAACUAUCUACAUAUGUCUCCGAGUGACAACGUAUUUUGCAUAACAAAUAUGCACAAAAUACGCCUGUCGUCAUCUGAAAGUUGUAUGCAUUCGUCAAAUGACGAACCGUGGACAGGGUGUGCUUAUACUACCCGUUCGCGCUAAGUUUGCCGGUCUGUGGAAUGCGCGUCCCCUUCCCCAACCGCGAUUAAACGCAAUUAAGUGUCUUAUUUUACGCAAAUACACAAUUUUUAUCAAUAUUAAUAAAUAAAAAAUAUUUUCAAUAUGGUUUGCUAUAGUUAUAGACGCUUUCCUUCGAGUGACGUCAUAUCGCCAGCGGCAAACUUAUCGCGAACGGAUAGUAAUAUGUUUUUAGACUAUGUAUUCUAUUCAUUCUAUAGAUUUUCUCGAGUUUAAAUGCAAUUUUGGACUGACAUUUUAUAAAUAAUUAUACGCCUCAGAUACAGAUUGUAAAAGAAUCACGCCCAACUAAUAGUGGUCACGCCCUCUUGUAUGGUUUUUUAUUUUUAUCUGUAAAGUGGCUUCCAAAAUUCGAGCAAAGUGACUACCUACCGGGACGGACAUAAAUGUUAUUCCGAAUUAAUUGUUAAUCCAUUUAAGUAUAUUAAUAUUAUGUUAAGUAGGUAGCUUCAAUAUAAAGAUAUUAUCUCUUUUCUUCUUUACCAACAGCGGCGCGUGAACGCUGAUGUUAUGUCUAGCUAAAUAAUGUCGAAGUAAUUUUUUAAAUUCUCUCAACACGUUUCUCUGUGAUUUAGUUGUAAAUAAAAUAUACUAUGUAAGUAUGUAAUUGUAUAGGUGUAAAAUUUCAAUAGUUAGUUGACAAAAGCUAGCCAAUGUACAUAAGUGUAGAGAUAUUUAUUAUUAAACGUUGAAGUUAAAUUUCGUUACUGCUUUCUUUUGUUAGCCUUCGGAUAAUGUGAAGAUUAAGACUUAAUCUCACAUUAUUUAGUUAUGAAACAUGAUUUUUUGGCUUUUAUCACAAUAUUUCCCAGCAUGAACGUUUGUGAAUGCCGCGAACAUGCAUAAAAAGUGUAAAUCAAGUAAUAAAAAUAUAUUUCUUCUGUAGGUACUACAUAAUAGUCUUGAAAAAAAACCUUUCGAAUAUUCAGGUAAACAAAAAUUAUUCUUUGUACAAUAAUAUCAAUGAUUUGUUUCUGCAACCCUGUUCAUUCAAGUUCAAGUUUUUCUUUUUUCAUCAAUCUUUAUUGAUAGAUAACAUCACAAAAAAAUAAAUGACAGGCAGGGUAUUGUACUUAAACCACAUAUUCCAAUUAUUAUAAUUUAAUCGGUACAAAAUAUAACAACUCCAUUUAACUUAUACCUGUCCUGCCUUUAAUUAAUAAUACAAUAAAAUACACUGUGACAUGAUGACACAAAACAUGUAGUAAAUCAGUGCUUGACAAUAAAUUAUGUUGAAAAAAUGUGAUAAAAUGUUUAAUUUAAAUUAUUUACUUUUAUAUAAGGCUACCUAUCCAUCAUUUAUUCAUCCUUCAAACCACAAAAAAAUAAUUAAUAAGAACAUAGAUUUUAAUAGAUGACACAAUAUGAGGUUUAACCCCUUUAUUCAUAAAAAUAAAACAGAUUUACCACAUAACAUACAGUUUUAUGUAAAUAUCUCUCUCUUCUCAUCACAAUCAAUUGAGAUUUGACUGAGAAUAAAUAAGCAUUAAUUAGCUAGAAUAGUAAUAAAUGUUUUAAUAUUUAUGAUUAAAGGGAUAUAAAUUAUAUAGCUAACUUUCAACCACCUUUUAGUCUCUCAAAUAUUUUUAAAAUAUGUGACAUAUUUUAUUCAGACUCCAUAUUUAUACUGCCCAAAUAAAAGAUGGGGAUCAUGAUAUGUAA